AUGGUUGACCCAAAGAGACACAUCAACAUCCUCUCCGAGGAGGAUCAGCUGUUCCUGAACGAAUGCGAAGAGGAGUUCGGCGAUCGCUUCUCGGAGCACGACGCAGAGUUUACGGCGUACUGUGCCCAACCGGCUCGGGCACCUCCGGUCUUGGAACCGUGGCAGAGUCGCAACUUCCAAGGAGGAGGAGGCGGUGGCGGCCGAUACAAUCACCACAAUCGCAACUGGGACUAUCGGGAUCGGCCUUACCAGCAGCGAGGUGGCCGCUACAACAACAAUAAUAAUCGCGGCGGACGGGAUAACAACCGCUACAAUUCGGUAGGUAGGAACUACUCGUAA
Aedes aegypti (yellow fever mosquito) is the source of this 339-nucleotide messenger RNA. RefSeq names its product RNMT-activating mini protein. The record is from RefSeq and is a predicted model, not a curated record. The transcript has 2 exons. The coding region runs from base 1 to 339 and encodes 112 amino acids. Gene Ontology annotation, molecular function: RNA binding. Lineage: Eukaryota; Metazoa; Arthropoda; Insecta; Diptera; Culicidae. Gene Ontology annotation, biological process: RNA 5'-cap (guanine-N7)-methylation.